CUGCUGCUGCUCGCGCCUGCGUUUGCUCUGCCUCCAAUAGAUGCUACUAUGAGAAAACCACUGGUGCGCUGAGGGACGUCUGGAUUCAGCCGGUUUCCUGGGAGGCAGCAUGUGUGGCGUGUGAAAGUCCCACCUGGCGUGCCUGUGACACAGUGUCUAGCCGAGCCAUCCGCCAUGGGUCUGGGGUGCCACUUGGACCCGGAGCGCCGGAUGUGGGAACGCCGGGUGCUGGAACGUCGGCGAGUCCGGUGCGCGCGGAGAAAGCUGCACCCGACGCGGGUGCUCACACUCCUCCUCGGCCUCCUGGCAGUAAGUUCCCUUCCCUUCUCUCUACGUGCCUUCUUCUCAUGGGGUUCUGCCUCUCAGUGGGAGGGGCUACAGGGUCCCGCCCCUCACAGGACACUGCUGUCAGCGGCAGAGGCCAAUGAGAGCCACGGGGAGUACCCCGAGGACCUGUUCUCCCUGGAGGAGAGACGCCGGGGCGCCGUGGCGCUGCACAUGAUUGGCAUGCUCUACAUGUUCAUCGCGCUCGCCAUCGUCUGCGACGAGUUCUUCGUCCCUGCCCUCACCGUCAUCAUCGAGAAGCUGGCCAUCUCCGACGACGUGGCCGGCGCCACCUUCAUGGCCGCCGGAGGCUCCGCCCCCGAGCUGUUCACCUCCGUGAUCGGCGUGUUCAUCUCCCACAGCAACGUGGGCAUCGGCACCAUCGUGGGCUCGGCCGUCUUCAACAUCCUGUUCGUGAUCGGCAUGUGCGCCGUCUUCUCCAAGGAGAUCCUCAACCUGACAUGGUGGCCGCUCUUCCGAGACGUCUCCUUCUACAUCCUGGACCUGGUUAUGCUGAUCGUCUUCUUCCUGGACAACCACAUCAGCUACGGCGAGAGCAUUGCGCUGCUGUUAGCCUACGCCACCUACGUGCUCUUCAUGAAGUACAACAGCCACGUGGAGACGCUCGUCAAGGGCUUGCUGAACCGUAACCAGGUAGUGGAGGUUGUGGAGCCCCAGCCCAAGGUUAGUCCAGUGGAUGCAGAGGAUGAGAGCAAACCUUCGGCCAAGCCCCGGCUGCAGAGGGGGGGCAGCUCCGCCUCCCUGCACAACAGCCUCAUGAGAAACAGCAUCUUCCAGCUAAUGAUCCACACAUUAGACCCACUUAGUGAAGAAUUUGCUGACUCUGAGCUGGGGACAUAUGGCAAGCUAAAAUAUUAUCACUCAGUGACUGAAGAAGGAAAGUUCCGGGAGAAGGCGUCGAUCCUUCACAAAAUUGCCAAAAAGAAAUGCCAAGUGGAGGACGCUAAUGGGGUGGCCGAUAAGAAUCUUCCGAACAGCUCCAGUGUGGAAGUUGAAGUAUGUCCACCUUUAAAUGGCACAACAGCACAAGAAACCGAAACGCAGGGUGAUGAUGAAGAUGAAGAAGACCAGCCCCUCAGCCUCUCCUGGCCUGAGAGCGGCCGCAAGCGCUUCACGUACCUCUUCCUCUUACCCAUCGUGUUUCCGCUCUGGAUCACCCUGCCUGACGUCAGGAAGCCCACAUCCAAGAAGUUUUUCCCCAUCACGUUCCUGGGAUCCAUCUGUUGGAUAGCUGCCUUCUCGUACCUGAUGGUGUGGUGGGCUCACCAGGUCGGCGAGACCAUCGGCAUUACGGAGGAGAUCAUGGGCUUGACCAUCCUGGCGGCCGGAACCUCCAUCCCGGACCUCAUCACCAGUGUGAUCGUGGCCCGCAAGGGUCUGGGGGACAUGGCCGUGUCCAGCUCCGUGGGGUCCAACAUCUUCGACAUCACUGUGGGGCUACCAUUCCCAUGGCUGCUGUACUCUCUGGUGCAUGAGUUGCAGCCUGUGGCUGUGAGCAGUAACGGGCUCUUCUGCGCCAUCGUGCUGCUCUUCCUCAUGCUCCUCUUCGUCAUCAUCUCCAUCGCGGCGUGUAAGUGGAAGAUGAGCAAGCUCCUGGGCUUCAUCAUGUUCCUGCUCUAUGUCGUCUUCCUGGUGGUCAGCGUCAUGCUGGAGGACAAGAUCAUCACCUGCCCCGUGUCCAUCUGACCUCCACACACACACACACACACACACACACACACUCAUACAUGCACGCACACGCACAUACACUCACACGCAGGCGCACACACACUCACACACACACACACACACACACACACGUCCAUUUUCAAACAGCCCAGUGAGAUGCCUCACAUGAGCUCUGAACAGAGCCCUUUACACACAUCACCCAUUUUCACAGUAGGACAGUAGCUCUGGUGUGCUGAAACUAUUGUGUCCCAUGUCUAUACCAACCCUGCUAGUUCCUGCCACCUCUGCGCUAGCAUGCCGUUUGACUGUGAAGUGGACGUUCAGGAAAAGUGGUUUGCAUUGGCUGUGUGGGUGCUGGCCUCACUGCAGUAGGGCGUCACGACUUAGGGAUGUAGAAAUAAAGGGUUAGCUGGCCCCUCGCGCUGAGCGGUUUCUCAAACUUCAGUCACUCUAACUAAGGAAAGCAUCACAGAUCUUUCGAUUCAAAAAUCCGAAAAUCCAUUAUUUCACACAAUAUACCAGAGUGCAAAGCAAAGCAAAUAUCAGUUUGAUUCUCAUUUGGUUGUUUUACUUACUGAGAUAAACUAUAAUUUGGUUUGAGCAAACUUCAAUGAUGACAGUUCAUUUUCCUGAAACUGAUCCUUUUUCAAUGUUUAAUGUUGCAGCGCUCGCUGAGAGGUUUGCAAUGUGACAAAGUGUAAAUAAUCAAUAUUUAAAUUAGCAUGAAGACCAAAUAGAUAUGACACCAAAUAAAUAAAUUAAGGAAUACAUUAUUAUAUAAAUAUUUAUAACCCACAUCAAUCAUUUAGACUGCAACAUUUCAUAUAAUAUAUAUAAAGUAAUUUUUACAUUAGCAAUUUAACUUUUUACCUUAAAUAGUGAUUUGUGACUAUUAAAUUGCUCCGCAAAAGGGCCUGACUUAUAAACCAGGAGUGAAUGUGGACAGAAAAGAGAAAGAGAGAAAGAAUGAGAGAGGAAAGAGAGAGAGAGGGAAAGAGAGAGAGAGA
This is a messenger RNA of Electrophorus electricus (electric eel), 3020 nucleotides long. NCBI's taxonomy places the organism in Eukaryota, Metazoa, Chordata, Actinopteri, Gymnotiformes, Gymnotidae. The record is from RefSeq and is a predicted model, not a curated record.